AUGGAUAUCUGCCCAAUCAGGUUGAGAUACGAGCUUGACUACUGGCGUAUUCCCAUACACUUUCUCUCACCUUGUUGUAUGCUGGAAGAAAAUAACAAUACCGCCAAAAAACGAGCCGAAAUAAGUCACAAUGAUAGUUCCUGUCCUCCCUCGUCAUUCGAGAAAGUAUGGAUGGGACCAACGCGACUGUAUUUGUAUAGAAUGCUGGAAAACCCUCGAUCAUCAUUUGCCGCCAAAGUGUUCUCCAUUGUUUCCGCGUGUUUCGUUCUGUUUUCUUUAUUAGGUUUGAUUCUUAGCUCGAUGCCAGAACUUCAAGACGAUCACAAGGAACCACAUCAAGUCCUUCAAUGGUUGGAAAUGUGGUAA
Cooperia oncophora is the source of this 366-nucleotide messenger RNA. NCBI's taxonomy places the organism in Eukaryota, Metazoa, Nematoda, Chromadorea, Rhabditida, Trichostrongylidae. The record is from the annotation of a GenBank genome assembly.